Messenger RNA from Dermacentor silvarum, 1485 nucleotides. RefSeq names its product glycerophosphocholine choline phosphodiesterase ENPP6-like. Bases 1 to 1485 code for a protein of 494 amino acids. The record is from RefSeq and is a predicted model, not a curated record. The transcript has 7 exons. Lineage: Eukaryota; Metazoa; Arthropoda; Arachnida; Ixodida; Ixodidae.
AUGGCUCGCCUCCGCACUGCGUACCGGAACCGAUUUACCAUCACGCACAAGAAUCGACCGGUCGGCAGCACAAAUCUCUGCUCGGACCUCGCCAUGGCGCGUAGCGAGGAGGCGAUCGUCCUUGACGGCUGUUUUCCUUUUGACAACCGACCCGACGCCUUCUCAGAAGCCUGCACCGCCAAGACCACAAAGUACGAGCCCCCAGUUACCCAUGGAAAUGAACUGAGGUCUUUGGAGAGAAGUAAACCAAGCGGUUCGUUCCAACCCGUCUUCCGCAAGAAGCUCAUUGUGUUCCUUGCUGAUGGCCUUCGAUGGGACUACGUGGACAGAGCCGACUACCCGGGCUUCCGCUUGUUGGAGAAGCUAGGCGUUCGGGCUGAACGUCUGUUGCCCGUCUUUCCUUCUGUGUCCUAUCCGAACUGGUACUCCCUGGCCACGGGUCUGUACACCGAGGACCACGGGAUUCUGGGAAACUACAUGUACGACGCGAAAACCAACUCCUAUUUCACAAUGUCCUCACCCGAGAGCUUCCACCCACGUUGGUGGACGCGUGCGGAACCACUGUGGACGCGCGCGCUGCGCCGCAACCGCACCGUGGCCAUGUUCUGGUGGGACGGCUGCCAGGUCAGCAUCAACGGCACGCGGCCCCAGAGCUGCACCCCAUACGGCGGCUAUUCGACCGAGAUCGACCACCUAAUGAACCAGAGGAUCGGUGAAGCAGUCAACGCCUUCAAGACGGGCAGGCUCGAUUUAGCAAUGUUUUACUACGAAGGACCCGACGCGGAAGGUCACAGAAAUGGCCCCGACAGCGAAGGCAUUGAGGAUGCAGUCAGGAAAGUUGAUCGGUACUUGUGGAACCUGCAAAUGGGCCUGCAGAGAGAAGGGCUUUUAGAAGAAGUCAAUAUCGUGGUUGUGUCCGACCAUGGGAUGACACGUACAAGUCCGGAGUCUACGCAUCACAUUGACAUGGAUGCCUUAGUGAACGAAAGAGAUGUACACAUAAUGCUCGACAAAGGACCAUUUGCCAUGCUGCACCCUAAGCCUGGCAGAGAACACGAGGUGCUAAAGAGCCUUCUUAUGAAGAAACCUAAAGGUCUCAACGUUUUCACGAAGGAUAAUAUUCCCGAUGAAUGGCAUUUCAGGAACAACGAGCUCGUCGCCCCAAUAGUUCUGCUUGCCCAGGAAGGUCACUACAUCAUGCCAGCUCCCACAGCAGUGGGAGGAGGUGGCGGUGGCAGCACGCUCGUCUCCAUUCCGAUCCCGGUCUCUGUGCCAUUGCCCUUGGGCCAGUCCGGUGGUGGCAGUCAAGGCGGGCCCAUCAUCAUCACCUCACCUCCGCCACCGGCGCCACCGAAUCCUCCAAUGCCACCUCAUCCUCCUGCCCAGAGACCCGGAAUCGCACAGGUUGGUGGGGCCACCGACUUCUGCACUAUCAGUGUUGCUCGCUGUUCGAAUUAUUGCGUCACGGCGCUGCAAAUCAGUUGA